AUGGGAGCCAAGUUCAACGAGCAUUUUACGCGUGUCGACACAUUAGAGCUCAGAGAUGUUAUCUACAACAGAAUCGGACAUCAAAGAGCCGACAAGUACUUCAAUAACCUAAACAGAUUCUUGAAUUUGAAACUAAGCAAGUGCGAUUUCGACAAAUGCUGCAUCGAAACGAUCGGUCGGGAAAACAUCUCUCUCCACAAUCGACUUAUCCGAUCCAUUGUUCAAAAUGCUUCUCAUGCCAAAACCCCACCUCAAAACCCUCGAAAAAUCGGAGUUAAGUUCCCAAACAGUUACAAGAAGAACUGCAUGCAAUCUCCUCUGAGUAGGAAACUACGAGAUCGCCCCAGCCCACUUGGCCCGUUUGGAAAAAGCCCUAGUACAUUAACGGUUGAAGAAACGUUUUCAAGAAUCGAUGAAGAAGGCGAAGAAGAGGUUAAUGGAGUCUCGAAUGUGAUUAGAUGGAGUUCUAUUGAAGCCCCUUUCGGGGUUCUUAACAAGCCUCGUAAAUCUGUUUCUUUUUACGGGAGUUGUAGACAUAGGGGUGAAUUGCCCGAAACGGAAACAUUGAGGGGCGUUUUGGAGAAGAACUUGGAAUCGGAAGGCAUUGGGAUUUCCUCGGAGGGUGCCGAUUGUUUGAACCGUGGUUUGGAUUCGUAUAUGAAGAGGAUAAUCGAGCGUUGUAUUGGUAUUGCCGGAUCAAGAAAUGCCAGUGUUGGGAGGCAAUCUAAUUUAUUACAGUUUGUUAAUAAUUACGCGAGUAUGGUGGAUUUUCGUGUUGCCGUGGAGUCGAAACCUUCUAUACUUGGAGAAGACCGGUCGGUUCAACUCGAAAAGAUCUGCAAUUUAUGA
Messenger RNA from Erythranthe guttata (spotted monkey flower), 849 nucleotides. Lineage: Eukaryota; Viridiplantae; Streptophyta; Magnoliopsida; Lamiales; Phrymaceae. The record is from RefSeq and is a predicted model, not a curated record.